AUGGGAGCUCCCUCCCGUUCUGCUUCGUACCAUUCGCUCUUCUUUUAUUUCCUGCCAUUAAGUACGUUUUCUCACAUUUGUUGCUCUCCCACCCACCAUGCUGUGGUUGCUGGGAGAGCGGCACGCUGUGGUUGCUGCCACCCAAACCAGGAGUUUGGAAACAUCGAGGCACCUUCCCUCGCCCACCUUCGAGCCCUCUUCUCCUCCAUCUAUGCCAGAAACGCGCGAGGCGCAGGAGGGGAGGCGGCAUCUGAGGGAGGUGACAUGUGCCGUGCUCUUCAGUGCCCUACGCGUGCCCUCCAUCUGCCUUGUCGACCAGGUAACCCCAUGCAACCAGGUAACCCCAUGCGACCAGGUAACCCCAUGCGACCAGGUAACCCUAUGCAACCAGAUAACCCCAUGCGACCAGGUAACCCCAUGCGACCAGGUAACCCCAUGCGACCAGGUAACCUCAUGCGACCAGGUAACCCCAUGCAACCAGGUAACCCCAUGCGACCAGGUAACCCCAUGCGACCAGGUAACCCCAUGCGACCAGGUAACCCCAUGCGACCAGGUAACCCCAUGCGACCAGGUAACCCCAUGCGACCAGGUAACCCCAUGCAACCAGGUAACCCCAUGCGACCAGGUAACCCCAUGCGACCAAGUAACCCCAUGCAACCAGGUAACCCCAUGCGACCAGGGCCAAGUGGGGAAGUGAGGAGGGCGGGGGUGGUGGAGGGUAACAUUCCCACCCCUCCCCUCCCCAAGGGAUACAAGUUGGAGGAGGAUGGGGAGAGGGAGGUGGACGAGGACGACCCGGCAGUCGACGAGUACAAGGACCAGGAAGCGAUGGACGAAGAGGAGAAGGAGAGCGAGGAUGAUGGGGAUGCGUCAAGGGCCACCCUGGCCCUGUUGGCAGCGGGGGCAGCAUCAGGCGUGGUGGUGAACAUUGGCUUCCGCAGCACCACAAUACUUCCCAUCAUGCGAGGCAGCACCGCAUGCAGCCUGCUGCCCUUGUACUGCCUGCCGCUGGGCGCCAUGCGAGUCACGGGGCACCUCAGCCAGUUACUGCACGAUUCUGGGAUCGUGUGCCAGUCCAUGUUCACCUGGGAUCUCCAUGUUCACCUGGGAUCGUGUGCCAGUCCAUGUUCACCUGGGAUCGUGUGCCAGUCCAUGUUCACCUGGGAUCGUGUGCCAGUCCAUGUUCACCUGGGAUCGUGUGCCAGUCCAUGUUCACCUGGGAUCGUGUGCCAGUCCAUGUUCACCUGGGAUCGUGCUCUCGCAAUAACUUUCAGCACCCCACUGCAUCAUGCUUGUCACCCCAACCCCCUCCCUCCCCUCCCGCAGUCGCUGUGCUUUGUGGCGCACGACUUCCAGGCUCUUGCUUCGCUGUGCUUUGUGGCGCGGGACUUUGAGGCAGCGAGGAGGGGCGAGGAGAGGGGGGUGCGGGGCACGUGUGAGGUGCCGGGGGAGGGCGCCUUCACUCUCGCCAGGGAGCGCUUCCUCGCCCCUGAAGUGCUCUUUCAACCUCACCUCUGUGGCCUCGGCGGCAGGGGCAUACAGCAGGCAGUGGCGCAGUGCAUAGUGGAGUGUGCUGCCUCGGUGAAGGCGUUUCAGGCACAGCAGGACUGGAAGGCCCGACACAGCCACGCGGGAGAGGCACCGGCUGCAGAUGAGGAGAAGGAGAAGGAGAAAGGGGGGGAGGAGGGUGAGCGAGUGCCUGGGUCGGGGCCAGGGGGUGAAGGUACCACGAGGCGGGUGGGAAGUGGGGAGGGGGAGGCAGGGGCGGGUGGGGGGGUGUGGGGGCGAGUGCCUGCGCCACUGUCAAGUGAGGAUGUGGCGGAGGCGAUCGGCACCGUGGUGGUGGCGGGGGGCACGUCUGCGCUGCCAGGGAUAGCAGAGCGGCUUCAUCUGGAGCUGCAGCGCCUGCUUCCCCUGCCCCUCGCUGACAGACUCACUGUGAAGGCAGUGGGGUCGUAUGGUGCAUGGAUGGGCGGCAGGACCGUUGCCACUGUGAGUGUUAUUGGCUGUGACUGA
Molecule: messenger RNA, 2016 nt
Organism: Closterium sp. NIES-65
Lineage: Eukaryota; Viridiplantae; Streptophyta; Zygnematophyceae; Desmidiales; Closteriaceae
Source: the annotation of a GenBank genome assembly